Messenger RNA from Contarinia nasturtii (swede midge), 705 nucleotides. Its product is annotated as nucleolin-like. The transcript is spliced from 6 exons. The coding region runs from base 1 to 705 and encodes 234 amino acids. NCBI's taxonomy places the organism in Eukaryota, Metazoa, Arthropoda, Insecta, Diptera, Cecidomyiidae. The record is from RefSeq and is a predicted model, not a curated record.
AUGUUCAGUGGAUUUAAGCUUGGAUCCGCUGCAAGCUGCUCGCAAAGCACUUGCGAAGAAGGAAUCGACCAAAGUUUAGAAGAGAAUGAUAAUUCACAACCGUCAGAAAAGGAUAAAAGAAACAAAAGAGCAAGAUCGCAAAGUCCACUUGGACCAAAUAAGAAGGCAAAGAAAACUGCAAAAGUUCCAUCUUCUUUGCCGUCUCGUUCAGCACCGCUAAAAGUGGAUAAAAAUGAUAAAGGUAACGGAAACAUCUCUGAUGAACCAGUGAUUGAAUUGCCAAAGGUCGAAAAACUUAAAAAAAAUAAGAAAAGCAAACGCAAUGAUGUUUUGUUGGUAUCAAGUUCCCCGGAAAAAGUGUUGAAGAAUAAAUUAAAGAAGAAGAAAAAGAGUAAUGAGGAAGAUGAUGAAUUUUUAUCAAAUGAUCCGGAAGGGGAAGAUUCAACAGCUAAUCCGAUACAAAAUCAACCAAUGGAAAAAAUGAACGAUGAAAACGCUGCAAGUUCGCAACAUGAAUCGGAAAAAUCGACGGACCCAAAUCUUCAAGAAAACGAUGAUGAAUUUUCAUCAAGUGCCCCGAAAAAAGUGCCGAAGCAUAAAGCAAAGAAGAUGGAAAAGAGUAAUGAGGAAGAAAACGAUGAUGAAUUUUUAUCAAAUGAUCCGAAAGGGGAAGAUUCAACAGGUUUGACAACGGAACAUUGCUGA